Molecule: messenger RNA, 8512 nt
Organism: Myxocyprinus asiaticus (Chinese sucker)
Lineage: Eukaryota; Metazoa; Chordata; Actinopteri; Cypriniformes; Catostomidae
Product: gamma-aminobutyric acid receptor subunit alpha-1-like
Exons: 10
Coding region: 355-1731 (458 amino acids)
Biological process (GO): regulation of postsynaptic membrane potential; synaptic transmission, GABAergic; gamma-aminobutyric acid signaling pathway
Cellular component (GO): GABA-A receptor complex; neuron projection; postsynapse
Molecular function (GO): GABA-gated chloride ion channel activity; inhibitory extracellular ligand-gated monoatomic ion channel activity; GABA-A receptor activity
Source: RefSeq, a predicted model, not a curated record
GUAGCCUAGUAACAAUCGCCGUGGACUGAAUGAUCUAAUAUCGCAUCCAUCCAGUUUGCCCAGAGACACGGCACAAUUUUUCUAGCUUUAUUUAACGGCGACAUUGGCGUUUCGAGGCGAUUUGUUGUCGGUAGAUGAGUAAUUUGCGGUAAACUGGGCAGAGUUUCGAUGAAGUGUGCGCGAGAGCUGCGCGCGCUCAGCAGCAGCAGCAUCAUCAGCACCAACCUCGAGCUCAAAUCCAGCACAGCUCGCAUCUCACAGCAUCCUCUCCUCGCAUCCGAACAGGAAAAAAAAAGAGACAUUUGCAAAAAGUUUGAGGAUCGACUUAACGCUUGAGGAGUCAUCGUUUGGGGAAUGAUGUGGGGUGGAAGAGGAGCAGCCUGGCUGUGGAUUUGGACCUGUUUACUGGUCGUUAAUGUUCUGACUGGAAUAAGCUCCAGUCAGAAAGCAGAUGAGCAGAAAGACAACACUACAGUUUUCACCAGGAUUCUGGACAGUCUCCUUGAUGGCUACGACAACCGUCUGAGGCCUGGGCUUGGAGAGCGUGUAACUGAAGUCAAGACUGACAUUUUCGUGACGAGCAUUGGACCGGUCUCGGACCAUGACAUGGAGUACACCAUAGACGUGUUCUUCAGACAGAGUUGGAAAGAUGAGAGGUUGAAGUUCAAAGGUCCCAUGGCUGUGCUUCGCCUCAACAACCUGAUGGCCAGCAAAAUCUGGACCCCCGACACAUUCUUCCACAACGGCAAAAAAUCAGUCGCCCAUAAUAUGACCAUGCCCAACAAACUGCUGCGGAUCACAGAGGAGGGAACUCUACUCUACACCAUGAGGCUUACGGUCAGAGCUGAAUGUCCCAUGCACUUAGAGGACUUCCCAAUGGACGCUCAUGCUUGCCCUCUCAAAUUCGGCAGCUAUGCGUACACGAGGGCUGAAGUGGUGUAUGUUUGGACACGAGGGGCGGCGCAGUCAGUGGUCGUGGCAGACGACGGGUCUCGUCUCAACCAGUAUGAUCUAAUGGGACAGACUGUGGACUCGGGUGUGGUGCAGUCCAGCACUGGAGAAUAUGUUGUCAUGAAAACACACUUCCACCUCAAGAGGAAGAUCGGUUACUUUGUCAUCCAGACGUAUUUGCCAUGUAUCAUGACAGUUAUCCUGUCCCAGGUGUCCUUCUGGCUCAACAGAGAAUCUGUCCCUGCCAGAACUGUGUUUGGAGUGACCACUGUUCUGACGAUGACCACCCUGAGUAUCAGUGCCAGAAACUCUCUUCCCAAGGUGGCCUAUGCCACAGCUAUGGACUGGUUCAUUGCUGUCUGCUACGCCUUCGUCUUUUCUGCUCUCAUUGAGUUUGCCACGGUGAACUACUUCACAAAGAGGGGUUAUGCCUGGGAUGGAAAAAGUGUAGUGCCAGAAAAGCAAAAGAAGAAGAAGGAGUCUUUACUGAAAAAGAACAACACCUACACUGCUGCAACAGCAACAGCUUUUGCUCCCAACAUUGCCAGAGACCCUGGUUUGGCAACUAUUGCUAAAAGUGCCCCUCCUCCCCCAACCGAGCCCAAGGAAGAGCCCAAACCCAAGCCGCCCGAGGCAAAGAAAACCUUCAACAGCGUGAGCAAGAUCGAUCGGAUUGCCAGAAUAGCCUUCCCGCUCCUCUUCGGAACCUUUAACCUGGUGUACUGGGCCACUUACUUGAAUAAGAAACCCAAACUACAGGGCGCCCUACAACCCCACUAAUUCUUCUCCUUUUGCUUUACUUUAUCGUUCGUUUUUCUUAUAUUUCUUUACAACAAAAAACAACAAAAAAGUGAAAACAAACUAUUUGUCUCGAAUUUGUUUCAAAGAUAGUCAAGUUCCCACUUUCAAGUUUGUGUCAACAUAUGUAACAUAUCUUCCUAUAUGAAAAAGAGAUGGUCUGCAUUAUGUACAUACCACUGCAUUGAAAGGGAACUCUAUAUACACACAGACACAGUAGGGUGAAUUCACUAAACAGUUGCACAACUUUUCCACACAGUAUUUCAGUGCAAAAACCUGCGUCUUUUUCACUAACCACAGCAAUCCAGUAUAACCAGGCACUAAAUUUGCAGUAUUUAUGUCACUGUUAUUCUUUUCAGUGCAAAUGCGUCUUCUUUCUAUGUAAAUUAGGCUUAUUAUUGAUAUUGACAAUUUAUUCACAAAAAAAAAAUCAGUGCCAUUGCACUAUUACCACUCACUGAAAGCAGGACGUAAAUGUAAUUUUAUUCAAAAGAGACGUUUGUGCACCAAUUUUGUAACACUUUACAUUUAAGGAAUAUUUUGGUUUCAAUACAAGUUAAGCUGUAGUGAGUGGGGUAGAAAUGUUAAAGGUGCAAUCAGUAAUUUUUUCCCCAUUAAAAAAGUUUUACUCCUAAAGAAAUGAAUAGCAAUUUAGAAACAUAUGCAUAAAAUCAUGAACACACAUGAGAUGAGAACUCCAGUCAUAUCAGUAACCUCAUAAAAGCUGUUUUAUUCUACAUGGGGCGGGGGCGCCCUCAUGGGUGCUGCCAUUUUAGAAUCACAUGAUCAGCUGAAUACUACUCGCUUUAUCUCAGUAACUGUCUUGUUAUUGGACACUUUCACUCUUGGAUUAAAUUAGUCAUGGCUGAUUGUGAAUAGUGAAUUUCUACAAUGGCAUCUGUAACUGAAAACUAUUGAUUUUGAAUGAUGCUGCAUCCACACCACUAGGUGUCACUGUAAGUCCAAUAUGACACAAACAAAAAGUUUCUGAGUAUGCCUUUACAGCUCAAAUAACACACAAUUUUUAACAGAAGAACUAAUUGAAGUGUUUUUACAAGCGUAAAGUUGUUUAAAUAAUCAUUUACUGUCAUUUUAGGGUUUAAAGGUUUAUGGAGUUACAUCAUCAUGGCAACAAACUGUAAAACUGAACAUAACUUCAGAUAGUAAAAGUAGUAAGCAAUUUUGUCCCACUAAAAUUAUGUUAACACACAUUAUUUCCAUCUUGUGGCUAUACUUUGAAAUCAUUGACUAUUUAGUGUAUUCAGAUUGGCCACAUUCACCAUUGUAAGUACCUCUCCAUAACCCAGAUUAUUGCUUUUUGUAAAGAAAAGGAGGAACUAGCUGAAAUUAAUUUUUUGUGGUAAUCAACAUUAUACCACAAAUGUGAUUGAGCUGAACUUGUAAUGAACCUGGAAUAUUCCAUUCUUGGAUUGUACCCUUUAUUAAGGUUAAUGAAGUGGUUUAUUAAUGAUGCAAAGUGCAGACCAGCACACUUAAGGCAUUUUAAAGAGUUGACAGUGGUGGAGUGAUGCUGUAUAGUCCCAGUAAAGUAUGGCAGAUUGCAGUAGUCUGCUGCAUUCUACACAAUAUAGCGCUCAGAACCGGCCUGCAAGAUGGGCAGCUGCAAUGUGCAAAUUGAGUUUAGCACAGAUUUUUCAGCCUAAAACAUCACAGACAACCAAACAGCGCAAUCAGUUCAUUCUUAGUGAAUUCUCCCAGCUGAAUCAUACUCGAGAAACUGCUAUUCUGCUAACACACAUAGUAAAAUGUUUUGCAUUACAUUAGCAUUGUACAUGGAACAAGUUUGCAUGGAUGAAGCUUUUCUGUUUCAGCUUGAUUUGGACAAUGCUACCUACAACCAAGGUCAUGUUUCUCCAUUCUAGUCUAGUUUUCUGGAUCUUAAAUUAUAUACAGUAUUAUAUUGAUAUGCUAAUAGGGUUUCAUUAAAAGCAAUAAAACAUGUCUCAGUGGAGGAAAAAAAAAAACAUUCAUUUACUCAUGGAUAUAUAAAAAAAAGAGAAAUUAAAAACGAUCAAAGUGUAUAUCAUAAAGCAUACUAUUUAUUUAGUUGUCAUGUAAAUAUUACAAAGUGUUAGAGAUGUGAAUAUUAAUUUUGAGCUUUGCUAAAUGUAACUACAAGGUACAAACUCAGUGCUUGACAUAGAGAGAGUGUGUUUUGUUUCAAGUUGUAUGGAACAAUAGGGAGAUUCGGGUAUAGGUAUAUAUACAGUACAUGUAUGAUUUAUUUAUUUUUAUUUUUUUGAUCCACUAGAAACUAUAAACUUUUGGUGAUUAAACGUGCAGAUGUACAUAAAAUAAAAAACACACAUUUGGACACUUCACAGACAUUUUCAAGAAUGGACUACAGUAGAUACUUAGAAAGAAUGUAAACUAACGUCUUGAUGUUGGAAUGCAAUUUUAUAUUUAGCAUUAAAUAACUCUUUAUUCUGUAUUUUGGUUAAUGGUUUUUGUGACAGAUAUUAUGGUUGGCGCACAAUGCAUAUAAAGAAUACUGGCACUAGAGUUAUGUUUUAUGUGCUGCUUUUUGCUAGCAUCACAUUUGGUUAAAGGAAUUGCUCAGCCAAAAAAUGAAAAUUCUGUCAUCAUUUACUGACCCUUCCGUAUGACUUUAUUUCUUCGGUGGAACACAAAAAGAUAUUUUGAAGAUUGUGCUGGUAGCUCUUGCCCUUGUAAUUCUGAGGCAUAUGAUAGCGUUUAAAAGAGUGCAAUUUAAGCUGUUGAACCAAAUUAAUUUUAUUCAACGGCAAUUUAAGCCAACCAGUUGAACCAAAUCCCUGUAAAUGUUCCCCUCCAUUGGGCUGUUAACCAGUACAAUUCAUUAAAUAAUCAUUCUGAGGUGUGUUUCCUGUACAACGACGUAACUCACUGCUUAAACAUCAUAGAACGAUGCAUCGUUGGAGAAAUGAUCUAGCUAGUCACGACUGUUUCCCAAAACCAUAGUAACUAUGUCGCACAUCCAUUGUUUGAACCACGUUGGUUCAACAAUAUAUAGGUGUCAAUAUGAUGUUAAACAGAGGGUGGAGUAAUAAGUUGCAUGGAUAUUAAAUUAUAAAAGCUCAUUUACACGUACACCAGCCUUUUAAUGUGAGAAAGCUGCAGAAAACACCAAAGCGGCAUGCACAGUGUAAUGCGUCAGAUACAUUGCACUCCAAUAAUGGGGUUUCCCUCUAUAUCAAACUUUAGGGUUCCCCCGACGCACUUUAGCACAUACUGUAUGCACAUGCACACUCUUCAAAACAAAUAAACAACACUUAUGCUUUAAAAUAAACACAUAAAAUCCAUGUUCUCCAACAGAAACUGUGUUUGAUAAAACGCUUUCUCGUAACAGCCUUUAAUCCCUUAAACAGCUGCACUCACAUUUAUGUGAUGUUUCAGAAGUCGUUUUCUUAAAUGCAUGUAAACGUGGUCAAAGUACUGACAGAAUGAAAGAGAUAUAUGGAAUGAAAGAUAUAGAAGCCUCAGCAAAGUCAAAUGAUGUCCACACUAGAGGUCUGCACGGGCCUUAAAAUGAAACCUGAACCCGACCCGUACCCGAGACCAUGUGGCCCGACCCUACCCAGCCUGAAUGAUACCAUCAGAUUUUAAGGCCGACCCGAACCCGAAAUUGCUUACUAUCUAAUUUCUUCUCCUAGCAAGUAGUUGCAAUAGGCUGCAUUUUAUGUAAGCAUAAAGGCAACAUUAGUAACAGUACUGAAACAGUAAAAAUACACAGUUUUAACAAGGCACAGCAGCUCCUCAGUACACUAGAGCAGAAGGAGAAAAAAGCAUUGCCUUACCGUUUAUGUGCUGAAACUUCACUUGGUGCAGAACAAUCUGGAAUAAUAUGAAACACUGCAACAGUCCCCUCUAUGCAGCCUGAACUUGUUUAGAAUGUUGAAUCUUUGUGACAACUGUGCUGAAGGCAAUCUAGUUGCAACGCAAAGAAUGAAACAGAGUGCAGGUGUCUCAACAUACGUUUUUGACAAUUUGAAGUUCUUUUUAACUUGACAUGGUGUUUAAAAUAUGCCGGUCCUGCACGAGACACUGAAGAAAAAGUGAGACGCAGUGCAAAUGUCAAAGACAUUCAUCCAGCAUGUGUUUAAACAAUCGGAAAACAGAACAGACACGUGCAAAAACAUGUUCGGAGUGAAUGGCCCCUAACUCGUCCAUUCGCACGUGUCUGUGAGUGAGAGCGCGUGCGCAAAACAAGUUCAGUAAGCCUGUUUAUUUUUUCAUUAAUUACAAACCCCAACCUGAAGUCCUAGUUGAAAAACUGACCUGAACCCAGCCCAAAACCCGUCGGGUUCUCGGGUCACAUUGGGCCCGAGUUGGGUUGCAGACCUCUAGUCCACACUGCAAACUAACAAGGAGCUAUGUUUCUAACCACAGGUAAAGAGUUGUAGUUCCAACCACACAACUUUGCUAUGCUGUUUGCAAAUAUUCGUUGGAUGAACUAUUUUGAUAAAGAUGAAAUUUGCUACCAUAGAUUCAUGAAUGAGCUUCUCCAUGCUAUGACUAUCUCAAGAUCGCACCAAGAGGAGUUAGGAUGGAUGUCAACAUUUUCAGUAAAUAACGUCUUCAAUUUUCAUCUGUUUGAAACACAAAGCAAUCAAGUGGCUUCAUAAGACUCGAAUAUUGUGCAUAAAUCACAUAAACCAUUUUUAAAAUACCUUAAAGUGACUUAACAUCCUUUUUGAAGCUUAAAAGCUUCAGUUCCCGUUCAUUGUAAUUACAUGGGAAGGAGUGACCAGCAUAGUCUUCAAAAUGUAUCUUUUUGUGUUCCACUUUAGAAAGUGAUACAGGUUUGGAUGACAUGAAAGCGAGCAAAUUAUUUUUAUUUUAGGGUGAACUAUUCCUUUAAGCAAGUCAUGACCAUUCAAGAGUAGUGCCUUUUCUAUAUUUGCAAUUUGAAAUUCUUCCAUAGAAGGCACUCUCAUCUCAGAUAUUUGUUUGUUGGAUUUAUCUGGGCAACCUUUUCAAAAACAUCACUCAGAAAGUACCAGCCACACUGCCUUUGUCUCACAUGCCAUUAGAAAGUAAGCCUAUCCCAUUCCAGACAUGUUUGUAAAUGCUUGUUGAUGACAACUAAUGGAAUAUGCGUCUAGAUAUCAGUCAUUUUCUACUACACAUAAAUAUAUCUUGUACUGCUAAAACAAUGCCAAAUUCCUUUAUGUUUGAGGCGUGAUGUAAUUUGCUCUUCAAACACCUAUUGAAAAGAAACCAAACUUUCCUCUCUAAUUUUUGGACUCUGAGAGACAGAGUUUCCUCUUAUUCAUGCAUUACUUUGAUGUAGCAAUAUAGACUAGUAAGGGCUUUUAUGUGAUCGAAACAAUAAGGCUCACCAUUAUGGUCAAUCUGAGUUGCUUUUCUUGGUAUCUUUCUGUAUGCAUACAUGUACAAAGCUCCUGGCAUUGUGUUUCAGAUUGUGUUUUUUUUUUAUUUUUUUUUUUUAGUGAUGAAUACAUAUCCACAAAUUUUGGAAAUGGGUGUCUUUGGGGUCUGCCAUUGGACAAGGACAUUUCUGGUGGAACAUCUGGACAAUGCAGCUAAAUGUCAUUUAACCCUUUUUAUUUGAUUCUUUAAAAUACUUUUUUGAUAGCAUCUAGGAAUUUGCUGAGUUUGGGCUCACGUGACAAAAGGUGUACUCUGGGAUAUGUGUGAAUAACAGUAUGCAAAUGCACAGUAAUGAGACUGCCAAACUUUUGUCAAUGAGGUACAAUUAUGAGUUCAUUGAGAUCUCAAUAUCUUGUAUUGAUGUUUAAAAUGUUGAAAAAUUAGAAGUGUAUAAUAUAUAUAUAUAUAUAUAUAUAUAUAUAUAUAUAUAUAUAUAUAUAUAUAUAUAUAUAUAUAUAUGUAUAUAUAUAUAUAUAUAUAUACAUACAUACACACACACACACACACACACACACACACGUAGAUACUGCAUAUAUACAUGUUCCAUGACACUUGUUCUAAAGAUGUUACACUUUAUUUGUACCAACCUCUUGAAAUGCAUUUUGCACAUUUUAGGCAUAUUUGUCAUUUAUGUAGUCAGCUUUGUGCUAUGCAAUGACAGCUUUGAACCAUAUAAAUUAGCUUUUCACUCCACAUCAAUGUCUUUAACAUUUUCAACAUUGUAAAAAGCUCAAGUCAUUUAUGAAUCAUGCACCCUACUUAGCUGUGGCUCUUUCGUCAUUCAGAAAAGGAUGGAGAAAAAAAUUAUUAAGGAAUGAUGGUUCGGAUAUGAGAUAUUACAUUUUAGUGAAAUGGCAAUAUGGCAAUAACAUGAAAAAAAAAAAAAGUUGGCCUAUUAAAUAAUUUUAUUUCUACAACAACUAACUGGAAUAUUCAGAUUUUUUUAUGCAUUUAAUAUAUGUUAACAAAUUAGUAAACCAUUUAGGAUUUUUUUUAUUUUAUUUUUUAAUUAAUUUUAUUAUUAUUAUUAUGGGCAAUUAUAGCACUUCAUAUGCAUUCCAGAUUGUAAUGUGGCUCGCAUUGCAUUGGAAAAAUUAAAUACGAUUAAUUUCAAAGCUAAAAUUAUGCUUGGCAAGAUUUAAAGUACCAACAAACUUUAAAGGAGGAACAUAUGCUAACACGGACACAGACACAAACAGACUUGCACACAAGAUCAGGGUUUGAGUAUGAUUUCUGCUGUACUGUAUACACUGGGAGAUGGCUAUCCUCCUUGUAAAUGUUUGCUUUCUUAAUGUUAUUGCCCUGUAGGAUUUUAUUAUUUUCACUGGUCAUAAAAUAAAAUUUAAUUAAAUUGAAUCAUAAACUUUUA